GCGCACCCCGACCCGAGGCCAUCAAAUUCCACGGCGAUCAGGACCGAACAGCGCCGCACCGUACGCACGGAAUCGCCGACGCGUCCUAUGGCCAGCCACGGCGACCUCUCCCCGCCGGCCGACGGAGGCUCCCAGGAGCUGAUUCCAGUCAUUUACCAGUCGCCAUACAGCAUGACACCGCAGGGUCCUCCAUGUUCAUGGCUUUUUUACUACAGGCCAGUUCCUCUCGGAGGUUUUCGGAGGCCCGUGUACGAAGAUGGGACGACAAGGGUGCUAUGCUUGAGCCAAAUGUUUUCCCCAGACCAGCUAGAAGACGACGAGUACUACCGAAAGCUUUGCCGGAGGAUGACGGCAGAAGGACAGAGAUCCGGCGGUAAACUCAGGAGGACCGUCGUCCCACGGCCAGACCCCAGCGGCCCUCCGGUCGCCGGAGUUGGCAAGGUGUUUCUGGCAUAUGCCGAUAUCGAUAUCGCAGCAUAUUCCAAGACGAUGUUGCAUUGGAUGUGGUUUGAGGGGAGGCAGGUGUUUGCUGUGUUCUAUCCUGAGGACAAGUUUGCUGCUGGAGAUUAUGAUGGAUAAAAUGGAAAUCUUACUUAUCUUUAUUGGGGAGAUUCAAUACCAAGAUUUAUGAUUUGGACAUGCAAGUGAGUUUAAUUCCUGACAGUUUUUCUUGCUUCCCCCUCAUUUUAUUUCCAUUUCCUAGCAGUUCUAGGUAAUUUCAUAACCUACCUCUUGGUAAGUCACCUAUCUACGAAAUGCAUGUAGUGUGUGUCAGAUAUAGAGUGAAAAAAGCACCACAAUGCAAGUGUCAGAUCCUAUUAUUGAUGCAAUUUUGCGACUCUGUUCUGGACUGUAAGCAACUGGUUAAUGUUAAACUGAAGGUCCAAUCAA
This is a messenger RNA of Triticum aestivum (bread wheat), 891 nucleotides long. RefSeq names its product splicing factor U2af large subunit A. The coding region runs from base 88 to 579 and encodes 163 amino acids. The record is from RefSeq and is a predicted model, not a curated record. The transcript has 6 exons. NCBI's taxonomy places the organism in Eukaryota, Viridiplantae, Streptophyta, Magnoliopsida, Poales, Poaceae.